Gymnodraco acuticeps is the source of this 1162-nucleotide messenger RNA. It is a transcript of the gene haus1, whose product is annotated as HAUS augmin-like complex, subunit 1. Gene Ontology annotation, cellular component: cytosol; HAUS complex. The record is from RefSeq and is a predicted model, not a curated record. The transcript has 9 exons. Bases 69 to 908 code for a protein of 279 amino acids. NCBI's taxonomy places the organism in Eukaryota, Metazoa, Chordata, Actinopteri, Perciformes, Bathydraconidae. Gene Ontology annotation, biological process: spindle assembly; centrosome cycle.
GCGCGAAAGCUGAAACUGUUGUUUUAAAGCUGCAUUUUUUUUUUACGUUUUAUGAAACGAACAAGUUCAUGUGGUCACCCUUUCAUUCGUCAUGUGUGAAAAGAUCAGUGAACAGCUGGCUCAGCGAGGUGUUUGGAGAUCAGCCGGUGCCUCACUUUGAGGUGAACACCAGGACCGUGGACAUCCUGUUCCAGCUGGCUCAGUCCAGUGAAGCCCGGUGCAGAGACACAGCUCUCCUCUCAGAAGACCUCAAACAGAAAGCAUCAGAGUAUCAGGCUGAAGGUGCUCAUAUCCGUGAUGUUCUUCUACAAGGCGUAGGUCUGUCCUGUUCAAACGUCUCAAAGCCCGCUUCUGACUACUUGUCUGCUUUAGUGGACAAUGCCAUGGUGCUUGGAGUCAGAGACACAUCACUGGGAAGCUUCAUGCCAGCUGUAAACAACCUCACCAAUGAACUGCUGGAAGAAGAGAAGUCCAACAGGAGACUUGAGAGGGAACUCAGAGCCCUCAGGAAGAGACUGGGGACCACUCUGGUGCUGCGGAGCAACCUGCAAGAGGAUGUCAACAAAACGAUCAAAUGCCAGUCAGUGGAGAGCGCCAAAGCAGAGGAAAGAAUGCUCAACAUGGAUUUUGUGAGGGCAAAGGCUAAAGAGCUCAGCAGCAGACGGGAGAGGGCAGAGGCUCAGCUGGUAUCCAGGAACAUGAACAAGUCUCUCACCCACCAGGCUAUUGUGCAGCUCUCUGAGGAAGCCACAGCACUGAAACAAGAAAUAAACCCCUUGAAGAACAAACUGAAGCCGUACAUGGACUUAAGCCCGAGCCCAUCUCUUGCUCAAGUGAAAAUAGAAGAAGCAAAAAGAGAAUUGGCUGCAAUUGAUUCCCAACUUCAGAUGAAUAUUGAUUUACAGUGAUGAUGUUUUUAAUGUUAAAGGUUUUACUGUUUUGAGCUGUAGAUGUACUGUGUUUAAAAAAAGAAUAAAGUCAUUGUUUCUACGUCUAUGCUGUGUGCCUCUCUGUAAUGUGUUUCACAAUGUGUCUCAAGCUAAUCACAUGACUGUCUGCCUCUCUUGAAGGUUGUAAGUGAAUAAAGCAACCUCCAUAGACAGGAAAUGUGGUUACUUUGAAGGAAUUGUGCUUUAAUAAAGAACUAUAUUUGGAUGACACA